GGAAGUUGGCAACCCUGUCAGUAAUGUUUGGGCUGUUGUCGUAGUGGGUUGUUGUCCUGGGAGAAUUGUUAACUGAUGGUGGUUAACUAACAUAAUAGAUUCAGAGGCGAGUGUUGGAACAAUGGCAGGUCAUCCUAGCAACAGUGGCAGGUCAUCCUAGCAACAGUGGCAGGUCAUCCUAGCAACAGUGGCUGGUCAUCCUAGCAACAGUGGCAGAUCAUCCUAGCAACAGUGGCUGGUCAUCCUAGCAACAGUGGCAGAUCAUCCUAGCAACAGUGGCUGGUCAUCCUAGCAACAGUGGCUGGUCAUCCUAGCAACAGUGGCUGGUCAUCCUAGCAACAGUGGCAGGCCAUAGUGAUAUAUAUUGUGGACCUGCUAACUAUACUACACCAAAAUGGGCGAUCAUGGAAUGCUGUUGCUCUCGUGGAACAGCCAUCAUGCCACGUUCUGUGAUAUUCUCUCAAGACUUCGUGGAAAGGCAAGCUUUACAGAUGUAACCUUGGCGUGUGAAGGAAAAUUCUACCCUUUACACAAAUUGGUUUUGUCCACAUGCAGCGAGUACCUUGAAAAAAUAUUUGAAAGUACACCUUGUAAACAUCCUGUAAUUGUUUUGCAAGAUAUUAAAUGUAGUGAACUGGAAGCUCUUAUAAACUAUAUGUAUGUGGGUGAGGUUAAUGUACCGCAGAGCUCCUUGACUUCACUAAUUAAGGCAGCUGAACUUCUACAAGUCAAAGGAUUAGCUGUACCUGAUACACCGCCCUCUACAAGUAAAAAGAAAUUGGGCGCUCACGAAGUCAGUGACGACCGAGUCAGUCCACAAGCUAAACGGAGGAAAUGUGAAGAGAACACUAGCAGUACAGGACAGAAGGGGCGACCGCCAGCCUCCAACAACUCCUCCCCAGACACAGCGCUACACCUCAAGGAGAGAAGACAAACACCAGUAUUAGAAAGUUCAAGAACACACUCCUCAGGUUCACACCAAGUUAGUGAGCAGCAGCAACAGCAUCAAUCCUCUGAAGAACCAUCUCUUGGACAUAUUGAGGAUGUGUUCGUUGAAACCGACAUCAAGGAAGAGUUGGUGGAGGACUUGGACGAUGGUAAUAACUUAAAUGCUUCGGUUCCCGCGCUGGACUACCAGAAUCAAAGUUCCUCAUAUAAGGCGGAAGAUGCCGGACCCGACUCGGAGGGGGACUGUGGCUUCUCAUUACCGUCCGACUACAACAAACAGCAGCCUCUUGAGCACCAGAACAUACUCUCUCACUCAACCAAUGUACCUGAUCUCCCAGUCAACUCUUCAGAAAUACAAGGGUGGAUGACGGAGGGUCGCCUGGAUGGGGAGCUGUCAGUGGUGGAAGGCUACAGCGGGGCGGGGAUCCUCGACACAUCCUCUCCCAUGAUCACCCAGCAGCACGGAGCACCUUUACAUGAGCAGCAGAUGGUGAAGCUGAACACUAAUGGCCAGGGGAAUGGAGGUGAAGAGAAGAAGAAUGGCACGUCCGCACGCAAGAAACACGAAUGCCCCGAUUGUCCCUAUGUCACUACUCAACCCUCUCUCUUGAUCAGGCACAUUAUAAACCAUAGCGGAGAGGGAAUGUACUUUUGCGCGCAGUGUGCUUAUCAGGCUAUGAGUGAGAAUGAUCUAAAUGUGCACCAGCAGACUCACAAUGCCUAUAAGCCUCACUGUUGUCCUCACUGCCAGUACCGUUCAGCAAAAAAAUACAACCUGCAGAUCCACAUUCGUUCUCACACCGGGGAGAAGCCAUUUUCCUGUCCACAUUGUCCAUUCAGAUCAACCAACAGAAGUGAUCUUCGAAGACAUGUCUAUACACACAGGAUGUAGGACUGUUGGCUUUAUACAUAUUAGAUUGAUUUAUGUUAGGUUUUCUACAAUACAAACGAGGCACUGUACUGUACUGUAAGAUGCUGUUGGUAUAGCUUGAACUUGUUUUACUUGCACAUGAUUUUUAUAAACUCUCCCGUGUAUUGGAAUCAUUGCCAGGUGUUCCGGUCAUUAGUACACUUUAGGAAUUUGCAGCCGAGACGUAUGUUAUCAAGCUCCUUCAUUUUCGAUAUUAAAAUCAUGUGCAUUGAAGUAAUGGUUAUGGGUGUGGGAUGUAUUCAGGCAUUUUUAUUAAUUUUUUGUGCUCAUGUCACAAAGUAUGUUUUUUGUUUGUUUGUUUUUAGUGGGGAAGACCAGGGAGGGAGUGUACAGUAUACCAGAAUAUUGAUGAGAUUUUAGAUUUUUUUAGUGUCUUCUUGAUUGUUGAGAGUGUUGUGUUGCCUCAGCACUGUUCUUGAUUCCAUAUCUUGGGCUGGCAGACCAUUCCAUAGGUCUGGCUCCCUCUGUAUGAAAAAGCAUUAUCUUGUAGUACUCUGUAUUGUACAGUAUUUGUAAAUCGUUGAUAAUAUCAGUACAGUAUGGGGAUAUGUCUUGUACAGGUUUGUCAUACUGUCAGAAUCGUGGCUGAAGGAUUCCUCUUGAGUACUUGUAGAUAUAAUUUAUGAAACUUACAAUGAAUAUGUGUCAUCACUUGUCAGAUGUAAAUCACCAAAUUCAGUUAUUUAUCUCAAAGGUCAAGGUCAUUGCUGGAGGUCAAAGUUAAAGAGUUUGAAGACUACUUGUUGUCCCUCUCCUGAAGGUCAAGGCAAUCUGGUGUCAGAGGUCAAAAGUAGGUCAUUCUUGUGUUUGGAAAGCAUUCAUCAGUUGUAUUGAUUUUUUUGUUACGAAAGGAAUUGACAGUUUAUCUCAUUUCACAUGGUUCAGUCUUUCUGUUGUCACAUCUACCCCAUAAUCCCAUCUUCUUUCAGCUAACAGUAAACAUAUUUUCUCCUUUCACAGUUUCAAAAUUUACUCCUAUAAAGGUGUUGGAAAAUAAAUUACUGUAGAAUCAUUAAAUUCAUUAUUGUACAUAAGUAUUUCAAUAAAAAAUAGUCGCAUUA
Homarus americanus (American lobster) is the source of this 2940-nucleotide messenger RNA. RefSeq names its product protein tramtrack, beta isoform-like. Gene Ontology annotation, biological process: regulation of transcription by RNA polymerase II. The transcript is spliced from 6 exons. The coding region runs from base 395 to 1840 and encodes 481 amino acids. The record is from RefSeq and is a predicted model, not a curated record. Gene Ontology annotation, molecular function: protein binding. Gene Ontology annotation, cellular component: nucleus. Lineage: Eukaryota; Metazoa; Arthropoda; Malacostraca; Decapoda; Nephropidae.